Molecule: messenger RNA, 1027 nt
Organism: Colossoma macropomum (tambaqui)
Lineage: Eukaryota; Metazoa; Chordata; Actinopteri; Characiformes; Serrasalmidae
Gene: mis18a
Product: MIS18 kinetochore protein A
Exons: 5
Coding region: 1-600 (199 amino acids)
Biological process (GO): CENP-A containing chromatin assembly; chromosome segregation
Cellular component (GO): chromosome, centromeric region; nucleus; chromatin
Source: RefSeq, a predicted model, not a curated record
AUGGCGGCCCAAACAGACGCUCGGUCCGGCUGCAGCGACGACACGUACGUGGUGUCUGAGAGCGCGUCGGUGGUGCAGAGCAGCGCGGCGGCGGAGGAGGAGGAGGACGGAGACGCUCCGGCCGUGUUUCUGUGCGGGCACUGCCGGCGGCCGGUGGGAGACUCUCUGUCCUGGGCGGGCAGCGACGAGGAGCUCAACCAGAUCAUGCUGAAGAGGGUCAAUGAAAAUAUCGUGAUCGGAAAAGAGCCUUACGUUUCUUGCACACAGAAUGAGCCGGGAUGCCUUGUUGUGAAUCUUACCUGUCAUGGUUGUGGCUCCACACUCGGACUCAUGUACACAUCAACCCCAAAAGAGUUAGAUUUUAAAAGGUCCCUUUUCUGCUUCAGUGUUGAAAAUAUCGAGAGUUAUGUGUUGGGUUCUGCUGACCAGCAGAUGGCAGCAGUGAACAGCGAAGAGAGGCCAGUGACGUUAGAGUUCCAAGACAUCAUUGAGCAGCAAAUGACAAAGAUCAAAUCUCUAGCAGUGACGAUAGGACAGCGGCUCUUGGAGAUCGAGGUUGACCUCCAGAGCAAGUCAGAAGCUAACAUGAGCUGCAGUUAGAUGGGAGCUGCUUGUGAGGUCUUGUCCUUUUCUUUCUUAGCUAAACAGAGUUCUUUCUAUUUCCUUAUACCUGCGACUGUUCGGCUUGUGCCUUUUUUGUAGACUAGGCAGUUAUCAAGCAUGUUUGACUGAAGGUUUUGAUUUAGGAGACCAGUGAGGCUACAGACGCACCUGCAGAGUGAUGUUCAGCCUAUCAGCUUUUCCAGUGGACUUCAUUAGAGCUUUUCACUGACCUUUUUUGUCCAGAAAAAUUCUAGAAAGUCAGGUGACGCCAGCCUCAGACCAGGAACUCUGGAUUUGUUGUUUAUUGUUGGUUAUUAUGGCUCUUUUUGUUCUUUCAUUUGCAUGACUGAGUUUAUAAUGUAUAAUCCUGUCUGUUAAGUAAAAAUAUCCUUGUUGCCAUGUUGUUUUUGUUUAUUUUCUUCCU